AUGCCUCUCAAGAAUCCUUCACUCGCCGCCCUGCAGCAGAGCCGCAGUCGCUUCUGCGAGGGCUCCAUGAACGACCGCGCCUCCGCCGCGCCACCCGUUCACUUUCUCGGCCCCGACGCCCUUGCCGCCCUCGAGCAACCCGCCUCCAACCCGCGACCUAGCCACGAGACGAGUAGCAGCAGCAGCAGCAGCAGUGGUGGUGCGUGGUCUCGCAAGACGGGCAGCCGGCUCUUUGGGCAGGUCUGGGAGGGCGUCCGCGGCAAACUGCGUCUGCGUCCCAGGGAUACCGCUGCCGUUGACGGCAACAAUGCCACAAAGACGAUGACGAGCACGAUGCCGGCGCCGCCGGCGGUUAUUUCUGCCGCGACGACGACGACGGCCGUGACGGCGACGAAUGCGCAGCAGCAGCAGCAGCAGCAGCAGCACAUAUCCAUCUACACAGACCCGGCGGAGCGCGACAACCAUAAUGACGGCCCUCCCGCCUCGCGCACACGCAGCCGGCUCACUGCCGCCCCGAUUGACGUUCCUGGAGCGACGGCCGCCGGCUUUCAGUUCACCGGCUUUCAGUCCGCGCGGCCGUCGCGUGAAGAGGUCCUCGCCAGCUACCAGCAGCUCAUGGCCGGCGGCUUCUUCCAAGCAAACGCUAUCCCCUCGAGCCGUCACGGACGGCCAGGUACCAGCCUUCCCGCGCGGCCAGCCACUUCUCACCAUCAGCCGCCGCCGCCGCCGCCGCCGCCGCCGUCGUCGUCUCCUCCGCCACAAUGGCCGCUCACCACACCGCAUCACCACCAACACCACCAGGGGUUUGCUUCUUGCCCCGUACAGUCCCCCACGAGCGUGUCAUCGCGGGGAACUAAGCGCGCCGCUGCCCCGGACUCGGACUCGGACGAGAGCAUGCACGACGACGGCGACUCCUCUUCCUCCUAUAAGGAGAAUCAGGCGCCGCCGCACCCCAACACCGUCCACGACGACAGGCAGCCCAAGAAGCGUCUCCGUCGGCUUCCCUCCCGCGAGAGCCUCUUCGUGCCCAAGAUUCGCGGAUCUUCUUCUUCUUCCUCCUCCGCCACCUCCUCGACCGCCGCCUCCUCCUCCUCCUCGUUCCGCCGCAGGCUCACCCCUUCCUACGGCGUCCCGCCCGCCAAUAAGCUGCAGAAGCGCCGCCCCCAACCGCAGUCACAGCCGCAGUGGCAAGGAAGCAGCAGCAGCAGAAUCGGAGUGGCCGCUGUGCGACCCCGCCACGUUAGCGACGGUGGCGGGAGCGCCCGCGUGCUGAGGGGCUGCGCGGCCGAGGCGCACCGCCCCAUGCGCGUGGUGCCCGAUGAGGGGCGAGGGAUCCCCAGCGUGCCCGUCAUCCCGGCCCGGUUCACAUUCGGAGAGGACAGGCAGAAUAAUGGCCCGUGGAGGGGUCUUCGAGUCCGUUGA
Messenger RNA from Beauveria bassiana ARSEF 2860, 1422 nucleotides. RefSeq lists its product as uncharacterized. The transcript has a single exon. The record is from RefSeq and is a predicted model, not a curated record. The coding region runs from base 1 to 1422 and encodes 473 amino acids. Lineage: Eukaryota; Fungi; Ascomycota; Sordariomycetes; Hypocreales; Cordycipitaceae.